Molecule: messenger RNA, 1968 nt
Organism: Erpetoichthys calabaricus (reedfish)
Lineage: Eukaryota; Metazoa; Chordata; Cladistia; Polypteriformes; Polypteridae
Product: inositol 1,4,5-trisphosphate receptor-interacting protein-like
Exons: 2
Coding region: 216-1640 (474 amino acids)
Source: RefSeq, a predicted model, not a curated record
CACGUCCACCGCCACUCCCCUGGCGCCGGCCCCGAAUUGGUAUAAAAGCAGGAGGUUUAAUUUAACGUAUGAGCUGAGACGAAGGAGCCGACCUGGAGAGUCUGUCAUAAAGGAAGCGAUCAAGACUGUGAAAUCUGCACCUCCUAGCUGAAAGAAAAUUAGCAAUUUAAAGGAAACCUGACCUACCUCUCCAGGGCUCCACACAAAAGAGAGAAAUGGGUCAGAGUGUAUCAAGCGAACAAGAAAAGGCCAGUUGUAAUGGAAGCAAAGUGAGAAUGAUCAGCUGCAUCAAAGAUGAUAAUGGGAAGAUAGUAGACAUGAAGUCCGAACACCCCGCCCGUGACAGACAGGAUGUGGAAGUGCUGAUUCUCAAUCAUUUUUAUAAAGCUUUUGUUGACGUUAACUCUCUGAUGCUGCAGGUGGCCCAGGAGAUUGUAGAGCCAAUCGUUAGCGAGUUUUACAAAUUUAUGAAAGACAAUGAAGAACCUAACCAACCAAGGAUCAUUGGAGAUGCCCCUCUAAAAAGUGGCAGCGUAGAAGAACAGCUGAAGGUUCUCCAUCCCGAUGAGUUUGAUUUUAUGUUUCCGAUUGCACUGCCUAGUGGGAUGGCCAAGAGUUUUAAGUUUUGUCAUUCUGAGUCGGAUUUACCCCAAACGUCUUUUGGUUUUGGGAUGAUACAAAUCCAAGAUCAAGGGAAUGAGCGGUUUGUGAGUAAGUUUGUGGAAAAUCAGUACCUUUUGCCUGACAAAAUCAAAGACUGGUUCAAAAGUAAAACUCAGAAAGCCAUGGAGUUUGUGGAGAAAAACAAAAAGGAUAUAUUUAGAAGCAUAAAUGUGAAAAAUACAUUUCAAAUCAACCCAGGAGACAUCAUUAUUAAAAUGGCCGAGAUUGGAGCUGGGGUAUGUCUGACAAUCAAAUAUGAUAUCGGGAUUAAUACAGUGCACCAUAUACCAAGAAAAGAAAAAAAUAUUUUCUCCUAUAGUGUGGACCUCAUUCCCGCUAUUCAGGUGGAAGCCAGUGAUAUAUAUCUCAUACCAAAAAGUUUCAAGUCUGAGCUCCCCCUUAACUCCAAAGUCAGAAAAACGUACCUUUGGCGUCUAUCAUUUUCUCUGUAUGAGAUGAGCCUUAUUAGAUUCUUGGGACAGAGAAUGCAGUUGUCCUGUCACACAAAGUGCUUGAAGAUCCUUAAAGCUUUGAGAGAUCUUGAUACAAAGAACAAUCCAUCAUCCCAGCUCUCCUCGGUGCUGACUUCAUACCAUCUGAAAACCAUGCUGCUGCAUAUAAUGGUGAAAGACAAAUUCUCCAUGGAGAAGUGGAAGGGCAGCCUGCUUGUGGACAGGAUUAAGGAACUGCUAGAAUUCAUGCAGAAAGCCACAAAGGAGAGAAGACUUGAAAAUGUCUUGUUUAGCUAUGAGCUGAACAGCAUUCCUUUUGAUGGCAAGCCGCUGCAGAAGCAUCUAAAACUCCCAGACUGGGCCAUCGCUAAAAAACAACCACAAACCAUCAACCUCUUCUCUGAGAAUUUUAUUGAUCACAACUCACUUGAUCAGGUGCGUGCCAGGGUCAAGGAAAUCCAGGAGCAGUGGCUGAAUGUGAUUCACAAGCACGUUGCUCCUUUGUACCUGGAAAUUAUUUCUUAAAAACUGCAUGUUGGAAGGUGAAGGGAGUAAAACCCAAGCCCACAUUAGUAUGACUUUAUUAGCCUAUUAUGAAAAAAACAAUGGCCGAGUCCUUAUUUCGGAACCCUUUGUAAUCAUAUGAAAACAAUAUGAAUGGUAAUAUAGAUCAGCUGUGGAAAAUCUGUAUGAAAAUAUGCAUGCUAUACAGAAAAAGAUGUUAAAACACAAUUUUGUCUUCUUUUAAUAUAAAAUAAUUAGGUUAACCUCAUUCCUAUAUCCUCAGGCUACAUGCACACUACAAUAAAUGUUGUAUCUGAUACAUAUCAAUAAAUGAACCUUCUUCAAUUAA